GCCACGCCCACACUGUAUGGCGCGAAUUUUUUUUUCUUCCGCGAAGACGGUUUUUAACUUGAUGUGUAAACAUGUCGGAGUUCAACAAAAAGUCAACAGAAGAUUAAAUAACGCUGGAUAGAUGUAUAAGCGGCCAUCUUGGAUUUUGGGAAGCGGAGUUAUUUGCUAAACUGGUCCGCUUAGUGAACAUUAGGUACAUUUUUGCCGCUCGUCUUGGACCCUGUGUAUGUUAGAGCAUCAUGGCGGACGCGCUGUCGGAGGCCAGCGAGCUGAGUGGAGGAGAGGAGAGCCAGGAGGAGGACGUGCUCACCCCGGCCGAGCUCAUCGCCAGGCUGGAGGAGGCCUGGCUUAACGAGAAGUUUUCUCCCGAGCUUCUGGAGAACAGAUCCGAGCUGGUGGAGUGUGUGAUGGAGCAACUCACACACAUGGAGGAGAAUCUGCAGCGUGUGAGGAAGGGCGACCUGAAGGCCAGCGUCCACCGCAUGGAGAUCGACCGCAUCCGCUUCGUCCUCAGCAGCUACCUCCGCUCACGACUGCAGAAGAUUGAGAAGUUUUUCCCUCACGUGUUGGAGAAGGAGAAAUCGCGAGCCGACGGCGAUCCCUCGUUCCUCUCUCCCGAGGAGUUCGCCUUUGCCAAAGAGUAUCUAGCGAAUACAGAAGUGUACCUGAAGGCUGUGGCGCUGAGACACAUGCCUCCUAACCUGCAGAGCGUCGACAUGCUCAAAGCAGUUCCAGAGCCGUGUCUGGACUCCUUUGUGUUCCUGCGUGUGAAAGAGCGGCAGGAGAACAUCCUUGUGGAGCCUGAGACUGAUGAACAGAGGGAGUAUGUGGUGGACCUGGAGGAAGGCUCGCAGCAUCUGAUGCGUUAUCGCACUAUAGCGCCUCUAGUGGCCAGUGGUGCAGUGCAGCUGAUCUAGCACAAUGAAAUAAAAUGGACACUGAGACUGACGGCGAUGAUGAUGAUAUGUUGAUGACUGUAUAUUAUUUUAUAUUUCAUAUGCAUUUCUAUUGUAUUUGUAAUUGCGCUUAUUACGAAAAUGAUCUGUUUAAAAAAAAAAUACAAGCUUCCUGGCGGAGAUUGUGUUUUUUUUUUUUCCCCAUGUCUCUAUCUAUUUUCAGAAAUCUUAUGUUAGUUUAGUGAAGUUUCUUUCUGUCGUUUUGUCGUGACGUUAAUGUGGCUAACAAGUACGAAUUUAAAAACGUUUAAAGCCUGCGCUGUAGUGUAACGCCCCAAAGCCGUUGUUUGUCAGAUUGUUUGUCCGUUUUUCAUGUUUGUUUUUUUUUCCCACGAUCGUGAUUGCCUUUUCACUUUGUCACGAAAUCUUCUCCAUACAGAUAAACCUGUUCAAGAGGAAGAAUAAUUUUCAAUUCUUGCUUUGUUUAUAAUUAACCUUUAUACAGUAAAAGCUCACAGUCUUAUAA
Molecule: messenger RNA, 1422 nt
Organism: Pangasianodon hypophthalmus (striped catfish)
Lineage: Eukaryota; Metazoa; Chordata; Actinopteri; Siluriformes; Pangasiidae
Gene: gins4
Product: GINS complex subunit 4 (Sld5 homolog)
Exons: 7
Coding region: 240-917 (225 amino acids)
Biological process (GO): double-strand break repair via break-induced replication; DNA-templated DNA replication
Cellular component (GO): GINS complex
Source: RefSeq, a predicted model, not a curated record